Molecule: messenger RNA, 317 nt
Organism: Dentiscutata heterogama
Lineage: Eukaryota; Fungi; Glomeromycota; Glomeromycetes; Diversisporales; Gigasporaceae
Source: the annotation of a GenBank genome assembly
UAAAGGUCAAUUUAACUUGCAAGAUGAAAAUAUUCUCUGCAUAAUUGAAGCUAAAUCAUUGGGAAUAGAAACCAAGUCAUACGCUUUCUUAAAGAAACAAAAAGUAGCAGAACAAAAACAAGAAAUAGCAGAACAAGUGUACCAAGAAGCAUAUAUAGAACAAAUAGAGAUCAAUAAUAUUAUUACAACAAGAAACAGCAGAACAAGUGUCCAAGAAGCAUAUAUAGAGCAAGUGGAGAUAAAUAAUAUUGUUGCAAGUACGGAGUUAGAGUAUGAGAAAGAGUGCUACAAAGAAGAAAUAAAUAUAGAACUAAAUU